This is a messenger RNA of Somion occarium, 1898 nucleotides long. Lineage: Eukaryota; Fungi; Basidiomycota; Agaricomycetes; Polyporales; Cerrenaceae. The record is from the annotation of a GenBank genome assembly.
CACACAUCGAAGUGGAUAGUCUUCUAAAAAUGCACUGUAGAAAAUAAAUGUUCGUUACAAGCUUUCUCGAAUGGGGAAGUAGAACAGGGAGAGAUCAGGCCAGGUCGUCGUUGAAGGGAAAGGUCGAGGGGUUGCGGGGAAAGGAUGAUCUUAUCUCCCGUCGAUCGUCAUUUUCUUGAAUCAAUUGUUAGUCUGUUACCUUUUCAUUUCACCUUAUUUCUCCACACUGGGCGCGCAUGCUAGCUUUGUUCUCUCGUUCUUUCCACAGUUCUUUACCACAGAUAAAGCCAAUACCUAUAUUUACAAGGCUCCAGCACUCACGAGCUAGAAUCAUGUCGCGCCGAGGCAACUUGGAUGUUUCUCCUCCGAUUCAUCGAGGCAUGAAGGAUCGUUUGGAUAAAGACUUGUUUAAGAAAUCUAUCCCUGUCCUUGGCGUAAAGGUUACACCAGAGAAGGUCCAUAACAUCAUGAAGUCAGAGCCGUUACGAAGUCACGUACUUGACUUGCCAAAAGUCACAAAAGUACUCCAUGCACCGGAUGGUCAGCGCAUCAUUGUGCUGAGAGUCUCAAGUGAAAGUGAACUGUCGCCAGAAACCCAGGAGUUUCUUAGGUCAGAAUCGGCAGAGCUUGUAAAACAUACGGUGGACCUCGACUACGACUAUUGGUCAGUAGAGGAGAUACUCGAUGCAAUUCUGCCUGAGGAACUCAUAGCGGAAGCUCCUCGAGGAUAUGCAGGUUGCGGACAUAUUGCCCACAUAAACCUCAACAAGGAAUACCUACCUUACAAGCAUAUUAUUGGUCAACUAAUUUUAGAUAAAAUACCCACUAUCAAAACCGUGGUCAACAAGACUGAAAAUAUUGGGAAUCAGUUCCGCGUAUUCCCCAUGGAAUUGCUCGCUGGCGAGCCAAACUACGAAGUCACUCAUCAUGAACAAGGAUGUAAAUUCGUCUUCGACUUUAGCAAAGUGUAUUGGAACUCCCGUCUUGGUACCGAGCAUGAACGUCUGGUGAAUCUCUUCACACCAAACGAUGUCGUUGCCGACGUGUUUGCUGGUGUUGGUCCAUUUGCGAUACCAGCAUCUAAGCGAGGGAGUGCGGUCCUCGCGAACGAUCUGAAUCCAGAGUCCUUCAAGUAUCUGCAACGCAAUAUUGAAGGAAACAAGGUGUCACGUUAUGCAAGAGCUUUCAACGAAGAUGGUCGAGUGUUCAUUCGAAAAUCUGUUUCACUUGCUUAUGAUAGACCUUUCCCGUCCUAUAUACCACCCAAAAGCCAGUCUGAACGAAAGAAAGAGGCCAAGGUACAGAGACAUGCUCGAGGAACCAAUGUGCCCAAGCCGUCAUCACCCGAAAACCGGGCCCCACCACGUCGUCGCAUAACACAAUAUGUAAUGAAUUUGCCUGACUCUGCGAUCACGUUCCUCGACGCGUUCCGAGGAUUGCUUUCGCCGGAAAACGUUGGCAAGCGGGAUUUGAGCGGAGUCUAUGACAAAGCCUCGCUUCCCAUGGUGCACUGUUAUUGCUUCACGAAGGAGUUUGAAGAAGACAAGGCUGCCGCCGAUAUUCGUCAGAGAGUCGAAGAGAAGUUGGGCGCUCCAUUAGAUGAGAAGGCAUCCUUCCACCACGUCCGGUCGGUAGCGCCAAACAAAGAGAUGUUUUGUGUUAGCUUUAGACUGUCGCCUGAAGUGGUCCUCGCUUCAUAGCGUUAUUUCUUGCUGUAUCUUUCUCGGAUAGAGAAUUGUUUUCAAUUUGGAGGAAAGAGUCGGAGCUUAGUCAGCGGCUUUAAACCCGCAAUUGAGCGCUUCGGAGGAAAACGUCAGAGCGGUCCAGCAGGACAGUGUAAGACCAGUCACCACACACGCUUGCUCUGGGCAGCGACCCAACCUACGUUUCUUUUCUUC